AUGGAAGAACAGCAGGCAGAAGGAGAAACAGACGUAGAAGAGAAACCCAUAGGAGAAAAAGAUGAAGUCGCAAUUAAUGCAGAUAAAGAACUGAAAAGAAAAACAAAAGAACAGGAAAGCUCAGCUAGAGGCGGAGGAGGAGGAGGCGGCGGCGGAGGCAAAGGAGGCGGUGGCGGAGGUGGAGGAAUGGGCGGAGUUAUGAUGAUGGGUAUGAUGAUGGGCAAGCUCCUAGCCGCUCUGGGUAUAGGAGGUGUCGGUCUCCUAGCCAUGAAAGCUCUUAUGGUUUCAGCAUUAGCACUGAUGCUCUCAGUCAUUCUGGGUCUAAAAAAACUAGUCCAUUCCGACCACGAAGAAGGUCAUACCGUCAUACAUGCUGGUCACGGUCAUGAGUACAACAGAAAGAAGAGAGAAGCUAGCAAUAUGGCGUACCAAGCUUGGCAAGAUUUAAAGAAAAAUUAA
Messenger RNA from Psylliodes chrysocephalus, 459 nucleotides. NCBI's taxonomy places the organism in Eukaryota, Metazoa, Arthropoda, Insecta, Coleoptera, Chrysomelidae. The record is from the annotation of a GenBank genome assembly.